Camelus dromedarius (Arabian camel) is the source of this 3438-nucleotide messenger RNA. RefSeq names its product OTU deubiquitinase 5 (gene OTUD5). Gene Ontology annotation, molecular function: cysteine-type deubiquitinase activity. The record is from RefSeq and is a predicted model, not a curated record. Gene Ontology annotation, biological process: protein deubiquitination. The coding region runs from base 780 to 2483 and encodes 567 amino acids. NCBI's taxonomy places the organism in Eukaryota, Metazoa, Chordata, Mammalia, Artiodactyla, Camelidae. The transcript is spliced from 9 exons.
GAACUGACGCUUUAGGGGGUUGCUAAGCCCUGGGAGUGUUGAUAUUUUCCAGUCAGUCCGGCUGACUGCGGCCAAGUUGGAAGCCCGGAAGGGAGGUGAUUUUAAAAUUGUCGCUCGUGGGGAACGCCACACUGUCCUGUCGCAGAACCCACGCCUGCGAGUCAGAGCCCCGGGGAGAGAAGUUAAGAGCGGGACAGGCCGACGAAAGGAAAGGCAAGGAACAAGGGUGCCGACAUUGACUGAAAUCUGAGACGGUGGGCAGGGAGGGCGAACGUUCGCUUCUGAUUGGCCCGUGGCUGUCAUCGAGGACCCACGCAGCCGCUUUGAUUGGUUGGUGCUCGCAAUUGUUGUGGCGGCGGCGAAGAUUUUGCCCACGUACUUCCGAACGAGAGGCGGGGCUGUGCCCCGGCGCGCGUGCGCAACUCCCGGGGCCCCACCCGGUAGUUCAAGAACCUGCGAGGGGGCGGGGCGAAGAGGUGCUUGUUUUGGUUCUGUUUCCUUUGAAGCCGAAGGCCGGAACGAACGUAGCAAUAACUUGCUGGACUUGGAGCAAAGGCUACGACAGGCUCGCCGCGGUGCCUUCAUCUAGGACAUCACAUCCGGGUUCUCCUGCCUUGUGACCCUCGCACCGCCGACGGUUCGAGAACCGGUGCUGUGAUCUCUUUAUCCGGGUCCCGCCGAUCCCGUCGUGCUUCGCGCACCACUGUAGCCCCCUCAUCCGGGUCCUCUCCCGGCGUGCCCCGCGUCGGGUUUGCUGGGGGGUACUCGGUGCUGCCGCCAUGACUAUUCUCCCCAAAAAGAAGCCGCCGCCACCCGACGCCGACCCCGCCAAUGAGCCGCCGCCGCCCGGGCCGUUGCCCCCAGCGCCGCGCCGCGGCGGGGGUGUAGGCGUGGGCGGCGGCGGCACGGGCGUGGGUGGCGGCGACCGCGACCGUGACUCGGGCGUCGUGGGGGCCCGUCCCCGGGCCUCGCCACCGCCUCAGGGCCCGCUCCCGGGGCCACCGGGUGCGCUCCACCGCUGGGCGCUGGCCGUGCCGCCCGGCGCCGUGGCGGGCCCCCGGCCACAGCAGGCCUCUCCUCCUCCUUGUGGGGGCCCCGGCGGUCCCGGCGGCGGUCCGGGUGACGCGUUGGGUGCAGCAGCAGCGGGCGUGGGCGCGGCGGGCGUGGUGGUGGGCGUGGGCGGCGCCGUGGGCGUGGGCGGCUGCUGUUCAGGGCCUGGCCACAGCAAGCGGCGGCGUCAAGCCCCUGGGGUUGGCGCGGUUGGCGGGGGCAGUCCGGAGCGUGAGGAGGUCGGCGCAGGUUACAACAGUGAGGACGAGUAUGAAGCGGCUGCAGCUCGCAUCGAAGCUAUGGACCCCGCAACCGUCGAGCAGCAGGAGCACUGGUUUGAAAAGGCCCUGCGAGACAAGAAGGGCUUCAUCAUCAAGCAGAUGAAGGAGGACGGCGCCUGUCUCUUCCGGGCUGUCGCUGACCAGGUUUAUGGAGACCAGGACAUGCAUGAGGUUGUACGAAAGCACUGCAUGGACUAUCUGAUGAAGAAUGCUGACUACUUCUCCAACUACGUCACAGAGGACUUCACCACCUACAUCAACCGGAAGCGGAAAAACAACUGCCAUGGCAACCACAUUGAGAUGCAGGCCAUGGCAGAGAUGUACAACCGGCCCGUGGAGGUGUAUCAAUACAGCACAGAACCCAUCAACACAUUCCAUGGGAUCCAUCAAAAUGAGGAUGAACCCAUCCGUGUCAGCUACCAUCGGAAUAUCCACUACAAUUCAGUGGUGAAUCCUAACAAGGCCACCAUUGGCGUGGGACUGGGCCUGCCAUCAUUCAAACCAGGGUUUGCAGAGCAGUCCUUGAUGAAGAAUGCCAUAAAAACAUCAGAGGAGUCAUGGAUUGAACAGCAGAUGCUGGAAGACAAGAAGCGGGCCACAGACUGGGAGGCCACAAACGAGGCCAUUGAGGAGCAGGUGGCUCGGGAAUCCUACCUGCAGUGGCUGAGGGAUCAAGAGAAACAGGCCCGCCAAGUCCGUGGCCCCAGCCAGCCCCGGAAAGCCAGUGCCACAUGCAGUUCUGCCACUGCAGCAGCCUCCAGUGGCCUAGAGGAGUGGACCAGCCGGUCCCCACGGCAGCGGAGUUCAGCCUCGUCUCCUGAGCACCCUGAGCUGCAUGCCGAGUUGGGCAUCAAGCCCCCUUCCCCAGGCACUGUCUUAGCUCUUGCCAAACCUCCUUCACCCUGUGCACCAGGUACAAGCAGCCAGUUCUCGACAGGGGCCGACCGGGCUACUUCCCCCCUUGUGUCCCUCUACCCUGCUCUGGAGUGCCGGGCCCUCAUUCAGCAGAUGUCCCCUUCUGCCUUUGCAGGUCUGAACGACUGGGAUGAUGAUGAGAUCCUAGCUUCGGUGCUGGCAGUGUCCCAACAGGAAUACCUAGACAGUAUGAAGAAAAACAAAGUGCACAGAGACCCACCCCCAGACAAGAGUUGAUGGAGACCCAGAGACUGGAGACCGUCUCCCAACCCCCACCACUCCUGCCCUCCGGUGCCACCCCACCUUCUUUGGCUUUCUUCCCUCUUGCCUUCUUCCUUCUUCCCUCUCUCCCCUCCUUUCCUUCCCCACUUCCCUCUGGCUGGCCCACCCCUGCGCGCCCUCUCAUCGCUGCCACCACCACCAUCACCUGUCUCUUCGCCAGCUGAUAUGCCCUCUUGCCCCCUGCACAGCACCAUCCCUGCAUUCCACAGGGGACUCGGGCAAGGGUGCUGAAGGUAGGCGAGAGGCACACAGAGACAAACCAACUGGCAGCCAGGCAGCCCCUGAAGACAGACAUUCAGACAGAGGGAAGUCUCCCUGCCCCCAGUUCUUUCCAAGAUCAGAAAAUUGUCACCCCACCUCCACAGUGAUGCCAGGGAGGUGGGAGGAAGAAGUGGGAAUAUCCCCUUCCCAGUACCCCCAAGAAUGUCUGAGCCUUCAAUGUUGAAUUUUUCUUUAUUAAAAUGUACUUUUAUCUUAUAAAAUCAUUCAAUCAAAAAGUGAUGUAGACAACAGUAUUGGCUCUAUGAAGGCGGCAUCUCUGGUUUGGGGGCAGGCAGGCCAUGGGGCACAGAGGGGGCACAAAGAUGUGUUUGUUGUCCCUGGCCUCCAGCUCUGUGGAGGUGGGCAGGGUCUAGGGCGUGAGCCGGGGAUGGGGACGAGGGGGGCAGGUGUCAAGUGGGCUUUUUGGACAAUGAGACUGACCUCGCUGCAUUCCUUAUGCUUCCACCUCCACCACUAGUCUUUUUCGGGGUGGGGGGCACUUUUGAGGAUCAUGGCCGCCGCCCAGGAUUUGAGUGUGGGGAGUGGGAGCAGCCUCAGCAGAUGGGGCACCCGUGCCCUGCAGGUGUCGACAAGAUCCGCCAUCUGUAAUGUCCUUGGCACAAUAAAACCAAAUGUCAGUUUCCCCUGA